Molecule: messenger RNA, 1101 nt
Organism: Paramecium tetraurelia
Lineage: Eukaryota; Ciliophora; Oligohymenophorea; Peniculida; Parameciidae
Exons: 3
Source: RefSeq, a predicted model, not a curated record
AUGGAUAAUUAUGAAUAAGUUUUAUUUCUUAAUCCAACUCAAUUAUAGUCUGUACAAAGCUAAUUCGAGAAUAUCAAUAAACAAGUCAUUCAGCUCUAUGAAAAAAAAAAAUAUAAAAAAGUUUACACGUUAUUAUCCAAAUUUUUAGAUCGUUACGAUCAUACCAAUUAGAUUCAUUUAAAUGAUAGAAUUCAUUUUUUAAAUAUACUGCUAAUGGCCUUAAAUAAAAUAUUUAAGAAAUCCAUACUCAAAGAUAUGUCCAGAAAAAACCUAAUUGACAUUAAAGUCUGGAAAUAGAAACUUACUAAAUACAAAGAAAUCUAUCCUAUUCUCAUAUCCAAAAUUAAUUCAAAUUUAGAAUUGGCUACUGCAGAUCCUAAACAAAGAAUUAGAGAACAAUUAAGAAAUUCCAUUUUUAAGGAUUAAUUAGAAUAAUAAAUUUAAAUUAUAAAUACCAGUGGAUAACUAAAGUUAGAUUAAAUUACAGUUCCUUUCAUAUUAACCAAAGAAUUUGAAAUUUAUUUGAAAAACGUAAUGAUCGCAUAUAGAUUGUAAAGUUAUUAUGCCGAGAUAAAGCCUAAUGAGAAGUUAAAAUUUGCUAUUUUAUCCUAUGAUAUUACCAAAAUAAUACUUUAAAGUAAAGGUAGAAGAGUCUCUAAAUUAUGUUAAUAUAUUUUAUCGGCUACAAAUUUAUUUAAUAGAUAUUUUGAAUCAAAGGAUGAUUAAUGUUCUCAAUUAAUUGAAGAAAUAAAUAAUUCAGAAGCUUUAAGAUAUUUGAUAUUUUUAGUAUAAUAAGUUGAAGCUCAUGGUGAUUUCAAAAGUAAGCUUAAAUGCAAAUGGAAAUUUACAAAAUUGUUAAAACCUCUGAUUUGGUUUUGGAUCUAAUCGAUAUAUUAUUAUCAAUCAAAAUUUAAGUUUGAAAGAUGUUAAGAAAUAAUGGGUGUCCUGAAAUGGCUAGUUUAUCAUUAUUUAACCUCAACUGAUGAACUAUCGAUAUAUGUAUAAAACAUAUCUGCAAUUACAUAUGCAAAAAACAAAGAAAACAUUAUAUUCAAUCAAAUUUUAGAAAAUUGGACUGCCUAGAAUCAAAAAAUUAUUUGA